This is a messenger RNA of Procambarus clarkii (red swamp crayfish), 390 nucleotides long. NCBI's taxonomy places the organism in Eukaryota, Metazoa, Arthropoda, Malacostraca, Decapoda, Cambaridae. The record is from RefSeq and is a predicted model, not a curated record.
AUGCCGGUGAUUAUAAAACGUGACUUAAGCAGUACCGUGGCUGAGGGAUCUGACAGACGUGCGAGUGUGGUGGUACACAGGGACAUAGGGACUAACACUGAAGUCAAUAUAAGUGGUAACUCCUUGAGCCGUCAAGGUGGCCCAGAGGAAUCCUUCCAGGGCCCAGAGGAAUCCUUCCAGGACCCAGAGGAAUCCUUCCAGGACCCAGAGGGAGCCUUCCAGGACCCAGAGGGAGCCUUCCAUGACCCAGAGGGAGCCUUCCAGGACCCAGAGGGAGCCUUCCAGGACCCAGAGGGCACCUUCCAGGACCCAGAGGAAACCUUCCAGGACCCAGAGGAAACCUUCCAGGACCCAGAGGGCCCCUUCCAGGACCCAGAGGAAGCCUCCUAG